AUGGCUGGUGAGCACAAGGAGGCUGGGGAGUUAGAUAUCCCCAGUGUGAAGAAGGAAGGCUCAAAACAGAAGCAGGGGUCUCCUCACCCCAGCAAGGGGUCAGGCUGGGCCCUCAGCAGAGGGCGGCUGCUCUCUGGUCUCUUUGCUCUGAAUCUGUUGUUCUUGGGUGCCGCUCUGGUGAUUGGUAGAGUGUUUAACCCCAGUGGAUUGAGGUACGAGCAGCCACUGUUCUUCAUUGCUCUGCUGAUGGGACUCAGCCUGCUCUGGAUGAUCUGGUAUCUGAUCAGGGCUAGGUGGCAGCCGGGGAUAGAGCCACACACAGACCACCACGCAGGCACCGUGUUGAUGAAAGGAGCCCUGCUGCUGUUCGCUGCCUGCAGUCUGCUGCUCCAUGUGUUCAAGAUGGGCUACCACGUCUCCAAAUGGGAAUGCACACCUGUGAUAAAAGCUCUCUACCCCUUCAUUGAAGCUCUCUUCGUCAUUGUACAGACGCACUUAUUAUGGGUCCAUUCCAAGGACUGCUCCCAGGAUCAGAAGAAUUUCACCAGGUCAGGCUUGGUGCUGACUCUCACUACAGAUCUGCUGCUCUGGUUCGCAGCAGUGACUGAUGAAACUGUCCACUUAGAGAUGGAGGUAAAGAAGGAGGAGGGAGUCCUGCAUGACACUUAUGUCGGUAUGUUUAACAUCUCCCGCUGUCAGUGCGGUCCGGAUCCUGUGUGUGCUAGCUUUAAGAAUGGCUAUAAGGUGUUGUUCCCCUUCAACAUGGAGUACUCCCUGACCGCUGGCUGCAUGCUCUACGUAAUGUGGAAGAACGUAGGCAGGCGUGUCGAGCCCCACCCCCCCACCCCGAGUGGGAGGCUUCAACUAGGGGCUUCCAAGAUAAUCUUGGGGCCCUUCCUGGGGGUGAUGGCCCUGUUAUCUGGUAUCUUCAUUUUCACUGUGUACCAGGUGAAGGUGGGCAGAGCCACAGGGCGCCAGCUUGCCUUUGUGUUGUUUUACAGCUACCAGCUAGUUGUCCUACCUGCCAUGUCUCUCUGCUCUCUGGCCGGCGUGGUCAUUUGCAAGCUAGAAGAGAAGGCUCUGGAUGCCAGUCUCAAUCCCACACGCAGACUGGAUGCACUGCUUCUUGUGGGGGCUGCUUUGGGCCAGUUCUCCAUUUCAUACUUCUCCCUGGUGGCCGCACUGACAACAGGGCUCAGUGGCCUGCUCCAAAGCCUGGAACUGUCUUACUCCCUGCUCAGCCUGAACGAGCUGCUCCUCCAGACCCUCUUCAUCAUCGAGGGGCUGCACCGGCAUCCCAGCGCUGGGGAGGGGGAGGGGAGCUGCAGAGGCGCUGGAGAGGGCUACGGCUCACUGAGUGGGAAGGAGGGCACUCAACAAUUAAACCUUGAAAUAAAAGUUGAACUUGCAUCGAGCAGACUGAACUGGAGAAAGAGAGUUCUGAAAGAGAUCUCUGCCUUCCUUGUGCUGACUAAUAUUAUGCUCUGGGUGAUCCCUGCCUUCGGAGCGCACCCCCAGUUUGAGAACGGUGUGGGGAAGGCUUUCUAUGGGUUCUCAUUCUGGUUCAUCCUCCUGAACCUGAGUCAGCCGCUGGGGGUUUUCUACAGGAUGCACUCCAUGAGGGGGCUGCUGGAGGUGGUGUUCACUGACUGAGGGAGCUGUUCAUCGGGGGAGUCGCUGCAUGGGUGCAUGGGUUCAUUCAGAUGCAGUGCAGUCCUGGGGUUGAGGACCGGGACCAUUGGGCAUGAUCUACAGGCAUGGCUCCACUACUCCACUCAUGCCUUAUACAUAAUUUUUUUUUUUUUUUUUAAUCUCUUUGUAAGGUUUUUCACUUUUUAAACAUUAUGUUCUGCUUUGUUAAUAAAGGCAUGUGCUAGCACACCUGUCUCUUUCACUAAUGCAACUCAAUCUGAAUUCACUCAGAGCACUUACAGCCUGAAGCCUGACAUCAGUGUAGACACAGAAGGUGGUUGUGCUGAACAGUCGUCCUGUGAAAGAGCUGCUUCAUCAGUCGUUAGUGCAGGUGUGUCCCCAACCAGCCUGGUCUCUUUAAAAGCAGUAUUUCCCAUCCUUUGUCUCAUUCAUUCCAUUUCUUUCCAGAUACCACACAUUUGAAGAGACAAACAAUGUGUACUAAGCAGUUCCAGCAGUGUUUAUUAUUUUGCAGCGCUCUUAACCAGAGCAAAACUAAUGCAGAAUAAUGAAGAACACUUUUAAACACGUUUGGCUGGUUUUACAGACCCCCAAUUAGCACUGAUCUUGCACUGCCCAAAACUGCAUUAUGUGAAACGAGCCUGUUAAACUUUGAGAAAUCAAUUCAAGUUGAUAGAAAUUUUAUCUUAAGUGUUUAUCAGUGUAAUGAAGGCUGUAGUUGAAACAGACAAUGCAGGUACUUCAGGUGUGCCCUGCAGUCUACUACAAAGAAAGCUACUCGACUGAACUGUAGACUGUACAGCAUGUUCAGUGCUUAACCCACUAAAACAAACAGCUCUACUACUACACUUGGAUUAGGAGAAGAGAACACAAUCCUGCUUAGAAAAAAUGGUUAUCCGUUUCCUCACUGCAAAGGUUUUUAAAUCCAGCGCAAACCAUAGCGAGCAGACAGGUAAUAAUUUACAGCAUCAAACCAUUUAGAAGUGAACUUUGACAUUUUUGUGACAAGAACGUCUAUUU
Polyodon spathula (Mississippi paddlefish) is the source of this 2673-nucleotide messenger RNA. RefSeq names its product proton channel OTOP3-like. Gene Ontology annotation, biological process: proton transmembrane transport. The coding region runs from base 1 to 1653 and encodes 550 amino acids. Lineage: Eukaryota; Metazoa; Chordata; Actinopteri; Acipenseriformes; Polyodontidae. Gene Ontology annotation, cellular component: membrane. The transcript is spliced from 7 exons. The record is from RefSeq and is a predicted model, not a curated record. Gene Ontology annotation, molecular function: proton channel activity.